Messenger RNA from Diospyros lotus (date-plum), 1421 nucleotides. Its product is annotated as UDP-galactose transporter 1-like. Gene Ontology annotation, cellular component: Golgi apparatus. Bases 252 to 1268 code for a protein of 338 amino acids. The transcript has 5 exons. Gene Ontology annotation, molecular function: antiporter activity. The record is from RefSeq and is a predicted model, not a curated record. Lineage: Eukaryota; Viridiplantae; Streptophyta; Magnoliopsida; Ericales; Ebenaceae.
AUAUAUAUAUAUAUCGAGAGAGAGAGAGAGGGGGGGAGUGCCAUGUAUGUGAAGGGUACGUCGCAUGGGAGAAGCGCCACCACCUGCACCGCUAUGCUCUUCCCUGUUUCUCCCCUCCCUUGAUUAGCCCGCUCUCUGUAUAUUUCUUUCGCUCUCCUCUACUCUCUCUGAAUUUGAACUGGUUUGUCCUGGAUCUUUGGGUAAAAUUGGUUGAUCUGGGUGGUGGGGCCGCCGGAUUGUAGAAGGGACAGAUGGAGGAGGGUCGGCUGUGCGAGUGGGGCGUCGUGCGCUCCAUUCUCGCCAUUCUUCAGUGGUGGGGCUUCAACGUUACUGUCAUCAUCAUGAACAAGUGGAUCUUUGAGAAACUGGAUUUCAAGUUUCCAUUGUCACUGUCCUGCAUACACUUUAUAUGCUCAUCUAUUGGUGCCUGCCUGGCAAUCAAGGUUCUGAAGCUCAAGCCACUCAUAGUGGUUGAUCCUGAAGAUAGAUGGAGAAGGAUAUUUCCCAUGUCCUUAGUCUUCUGUAUUAACAUAGUAUUGGGAAAUGUGAGCUUGCGUUAUAUUCCUGUGUCCUUUAUGCAAACCAUAAAAUCUUUUACCCCUGCAACAACAGUUAUUUUGCAGUGGCUAGUUUGGAGGAAAGACUUUGAUUGGCGAAUAUGGGCUUCUCUGGUUCCCAUUGUAGGAGGAAUACUUCUGACUUCUAUCACCGAACUUAGUUUCAAUAUGCUUGGAUUUUGUGCUGCCUUAUUUGGGUGUCUCGCUACUUCUACAAAGACCAUCCUUGCAGAGUCUCUGCUGCAUGGCUACAAGUUUGACAGCAUAAACACAGUGUACUACAUGGCACCUUUUGCGACUAUGAUCUUGGCCAUGCCAGCACUGGUACUUGAAGGAUCUGGAGUUCUGGAAUGGUUUCAGUCUCCUCAUAGUUCUAUUUUUUCAUCCCUUGCUAUUAUCUUUGGCUCAGGAGUGUUGGCUUUCUGCCUCAAUUUCUCCAUCUUUUAUGUGAUUCAUUCAACAACAGCAGUCACAUUUAAUGUUGCUGGAAAUCUUAAGGUUGCAGUUGCUGUGACUUGUUCAUGGCUGAUCUUCCGAAACCCAAUCUCUGCUUUGAAUGCCAUUGGAUGCGGGGUGACACUUGUGGGAUGUACAUUUUACGGUUAUGUGAGGCAUAUGCUCUCCCAACAGCCACCAGCACCAUCUCACACUCCUCGGAACACGAAGGAGAUGAUUCCUCUUGUAAACGACAAAUUAGAUGAUAAGGUUUGAUGAUGUACUUACUAGUCAAUCAUGCACAGGGUUCUCUAAGUCAAAUUAUAUGUGAUGUGUCUAUAUGAUAGCAUUUUAAGGAAAGAAACACCAUUAUACAUUUGAGCUUCCAUUUGAUUGACCCCUAAAUUCAUAUAGUUUUGUUCUCUCCCA